CCCGCUUCCGCUCCUCCCUUUGGCGGUCCACGGCCCGCCGCCGGCUGGCCAUUCUCCCGCUUGGCGAGCUUCCAAGAUCCGUCGGCGCUCCCGGCGGCUGGGCUCAGCUGGACUGCGCGCGGCAGCGGCGGGCCUCGCAGAUGACCAAUGAGGCCCGCUCUGUUCUGGUCUUUUGAAAAGGCUCAGAUCUGAAGGUAGAGGAAUGAUUGGACGUGUUGCUGGGGAAAGUGAGCUUUCCAUUUAACCAAAGCAGAGAUGUUGGCUUAUUAAUAAGAAUUACUUGAAGCCAGAGUCAUGGUGGAUGUAGGGAAGUGGCCAAUCUUCACUCUGCUCUCACCUCAAGAAAUUGCAUGUAUUCGAAAAGCCUGUGUCUUUGGUACCUCUGCCAAUGAAGCGCUCUAUGUCACUAACAGUGAUGAGGUCUUUGUAUUUGGACUGAACUAUAGUAACUGUCUAGGAACUGGAGAUAACCAGAGUAUACUGGUACCCAAAAAGUUGGAAGCCUUGUGUGGAAAGAAGAUUAAAAGCCUUAGUUAUGGGAGUGGACCACAUGUUCUUCUCAGCACUGAAGAUGGAGUUGUUUAUGCUUGGGGCCACAAUGGAUAUAGCCAGCUUGGGAAUGGGACGACCAACCAAGGCAUCGCUCCCAUCCAAGUCUGUACCAAUCUCUUGAUCAAGCAAGUGGUUGAAGUAGCUUGUGGCUCACAUCAUUCAAUGGCUCUGGCAGCUGAUGGAGAGGUAUUUGCUUGGGGCUAUAACAACUGUGGUCAGGUAGGAUCAGGAUCUACAGCGAAUCAACCAACCCCUAGAAAAGUUACCAACUGUUUACAUAUAAAGAGGGUAGUUGGCAUUGCCUGUGGUCAGACCUCAUCCAUGGCUGUUCUGGACAAUGGUGAGGUGUAUGGCUGGGGUUACAAUGGCAAUGGCCAGUUAGGCUUGGGGAACAAUGGCAACCAGCUGACCCCCGUGAGAGUGGCAGCUUUGCACAGUGUGUGUGUGAACCAGAUUGUCUGCGGCUAUGCACACACUCUAGCACUAACAGAUGAGGGUUUGCUCUAUGCCUGGGGAGCUAACACGUAUGGGCAGCUGGGAACUGGCAAUAAAAAUAACCUGCUAAGCCCAGCACACAUCGUGGUGGAGAAAGAAAGGGUUGUAGAGGUUGCAGCCUGCCACUCUGCCCAUACAUCGGCUGCCAAGACACAGGGCGGGCACGUGUACAUGUGGGGCCAGUGCCGGGGCCAGUCGGUGACCCUGCCCCACCUCACCCACUUCUCCUGCACGGACGAUGUGUUCGCCUGCUUCGCCACUCCUGCUGUCUCAUGGCGCCUCCUGUCUGUAGAACAUGAAGACUUUUUAACAGUUGCAGAGUCACUGAAGAAAGAAUUCGAUAGUCCAGAAACUGCUGAUCUGAAGUUCCGAAUUGAUGGGAAAUAUAUCCAUGUCCACAAAGCUGUUUUGAAAAUCAGGUGUGAGCACUUUCGAUCAAUGUUCCAGUCUUACUGGAAUGAGGACAUGAAGGAGGUGAUAGAAAUAGACCAGUUUUCUUACCCAGUGUACCGUGCCUUCCUCCAGUACCUCUAUACAGAUACAGUUGACCUGCCACCAGAAGAUGCUAUAGGUCUUUUGGAUUUGGCAACGUCUUACUGUGAGAACAGACUGAAAAAACUUUGUCAGCACAUUAUCAAGCGAGGAAUCACUGUAGAGAAUGCCUUCUCAUUAUUCUCUGCUGCAGUCAGAUAUGAUGCAGAGGAUUUAGAAGAAUUCUGCUUUAAGUUUUGCAUCAAUCAUUUGACAGAAGUUACACAGACUGCAGCAUUUUGGCAAAUGGAUGGCCCUCUGCUAAAGGAAUUCAUUGCUAAAGCCAGUAAAUGUGGAGCCUUUAAGAACUGAAUCCCAAGGCUGCUGGGUUUGUGUGAGUGCUCUGGGGCACAGGUGACGGUGUGUCGUUUGUGCUCUAUAGGUGAUACAAUUCUGCAGGUAAAAAAGCUUUCAGGUUAUUUCUCCACAUCUGAGACACAGUUUUCUGUGUAGGAAUAUAUGAAGGAUGUAUGGCUUUUCCUGAACCCAUUUGAAAUAAUUCUUUGUUUCCAGAUACAUGUAUUGUAAAUGUGACCUUAAUUUGGCUAGAACAUGUUAAAAGGGUGAAAGUUUAGCUGGCUGUUUUUUUUAGAUUAGACUCUGGACUUGGAAAGGGGACAUUUGUGGCGGCUCCUCUGGCUCACAUAUCAGCAACCUUUUUGACACCAGGAGUUGGGACAGUUUGUGAAUUGGGAGAUAGUCAAAAAGGUCCCACCAUGAAUUAAAGAUGCUAAUUUGGGGGCUUGUUGAAAUAUGUGUUAGUUGCUCAUUCAGUACCUUACUGUGAAGGAAUAGUGAAGAUCGUUUGAGGCUUUUGUUUGUGUGGUUAUACUAUUAAUGACUUUAACUUCACAGUUUAUCAAAAUAAUGAGUUUAAUAUGAGUUAUACCUAUUGAAAUGAUAGUUAUAUAAAGGUAAAUUUCUAGGUUAGCCAGAAUUAUUCUUAAGCACAUAAAAAGUAGUAAUUUAGAACUAUCUUAAAAGUUCAUAAUGAAAGAAAGUUCAUUUUCACAAAGGUGAAUAUUUUAUAAGUUGGAAUCUCCAAUGGUGUUUUAUAAAGAUAAAAUUUGAAAAUUCAAGUUUAAAUUGCAACUGCCCACCUUUUUCCCUAUAUGUGCUAAUCAUUAAGAGGAAAAUAAUGACAUAUUCAAUAUAUUCUUGUCUUCCUAAAUUAUGGCUGCUUUAUCACAUCGCUACAUCUGACUCAGAAGAAGUGGUUCUUAAAACCAACUUUUGGACUUAAUGGAAUUAGUUGUAUCUCUUGUAUCUAGGCCAAAUAUCACAAAUUUGCUUAUUUGAAACUUCACCAGCUUUUUAAAUUUUCCUCUUUCAGUUAUGUUAGGUGUUUAAUACUUAACAAAAUUUAACUUUGAAAAUGGCUCGAAAUUAUUAUUUUCCUGAAAAGGUCCAAAUUUUUUAGGUUUGGUUGUAAAAUGUGACUUGGAGGUAAGAGUGUUAAACUGUGGGUUUUAUCAUACGUACACAUUGAGCUUGCUUUAAGAAUAUAGCUUUGUACUGCUCUCUGGCCCAUGAACGUAUUUCCAUUUGUGGGAACUCCCUUAGUGAAUUCUGUUUGAUGCUGAGAAUGUCCCCCAUCUGAACUUGGAGGCUUAGUACAUUUUCAGAGCCAAAUUAGCAAGAGGGUGAAGAGAUGCAGCACCUACUAUUUUUAGCAAUGUUUUUAAGUGUGCUUAGAGGUUGAAGUGGGAGUGAGAGCCCAAACAUAGGAAUUCACUGGUAGGUGAAAUAUAUAAAAAACCUAGAAGUCCUAGCCCCUUUUCUGACCAUGUCACAAAUUACUGAAUCCCAAUGAAUUAUUAGGUUAGAAUUCGUUUUGCAACAUGAUAGGAUUUGCUUACUAGGUUGAUAAAUGCACAUUGCUUUGUUGAUUAGCUACAAUGGGUAGUAUUUGUAACAAUCACUGUUCUGUAGGCUUUUGAACUGGACAAAACAAGAACUUCAGUAUAUUUAUUAUUGUUCUUAAUUGAAAAAAAGCAAGCACAAAGUGAAGGAGCAGAUCCAUGUCUGUAGAUAGUUCAUUCAACAAACAUUUUCUGAGUUGCUAAUAUACAUGAAGAACCACUUGUUAUUAGAUUAAUAAUUUGAAUGAGUAUGUAUGUAAUGAAGAGAGCAGGAAUGAGUCCACUGAAAAAUAUUGGAGUAUCUUUUUUUUAACACACUUAUUUUUCUACUUGGUUUUGCUGUUAAUCUUAGCAGGAGAUAAAAACAAUUCUUCAAACUUUUUUCAUCUUAUAUAAUAAGAAAGCCAAAGUAUUCCUAUUUCUUAAAAUAGUGCUAUAUGUCCUCUUGAACUUCUUACUGGAAAAUUUUAUACUCUAGUAUAUAGGCUGUAUUUAUGUAAUAUUUAGAAUGACAUAAUAAAGUAAUCUGUUAAUAUACA
This is a messenger RNA of Manis pentadactyla (Chinese pangolin), 3979 nucleotides long. RefSeq names its product RCC1 and BTB domain containing protein 1 (gene RCBTB1). The record is from RefSeq and is a predicted model, not a curated record. Gene Ontology annotation, molecular function: protein binding. The transcript has 14 exons. NCBI's taxonomy places the organism in Eukaryota, Metazoa, Chordata, Mammalia, Pholidota, Manidae. Bases 295 to 1890 code for a protein of 531 amino acids.